Acaulospora morrowiae is the source of this 798-nucleotide messenger RNA. The record is from the annotation of a GenBank genome assembly. NCBI's taxonomy places the organism in Eukaryota, Fungi, Glomeromycota, Glomeromycetes, Diversisporales, Acaulosporaceae.
AUGUCAAAACACAAUUACCAUAAAUCCCUUGAAGACUUUUUUACUUCUAUAUUACGUCCAUCGAAAAAUGGAAAUAAAAACGACAGUGAACGUAAAGAAAAUGUUUCUAAUAGUAAGAUUGAUGAUUCAGUAUUUCCUAAAGGUUGGUUCUACAUAAAAUCUCCUAUAAAUGGUGGCGUAUUGGAACCACAGAGUUUAUCAUUAAAUUCCGGUGUAAAGAUCGUUUUAAGCACACAACGAUUUGGCUUUGAUGCCGACACCCAGCUUUGGAGAUAUGAGAACGGGUUUAUUAUUAACAAGGAAUCAGGAAAGGUUUUAGAUAUUAAAGGAGAUCGCAUACGUAAAGUACAUGGCACUCACCUUUGCCAAAAUGAUCGUAAAAGCUUACAAAAUGCUGGCUACCAACGGUGGAUAGGUCAUGUGGAUGGCUACAUCUCUCUGCUGAGUGACGAUCGCUAUGUAUUGCACGUCGGCGGUCAUUUCGGGCAUGAAAAAAAUGAGGGUGCAUACGUUUUAGUACAUCACAAAGAGCAUAAUAAUUUUAUCAAAGAUGAAUUGACAAAAAUCAAAGGCGAUGUUAAAAAUGGGUCGAGAAAACAUAAGAAAAAUGGCAGCAAGGAUGAUGGAAAAAAUGGAUGUCUCACCAUGUUUGGUUCAGAAAACUCCAAACAACGAUGGCAGUUUGAAUCGGAGCACGAGAAACCGGUGUUGAUUUCUCCGCCAAUUCCUAAAGACUAUAAUUAUAAUGAUUAUAUUGAUGCUGGUAAUAAGGUGAAUGGGAUCGCGAUACAACAGUAA